Gavia stellata (red-throated loon) is the source of this 1791-nucleotide messenger RNA. RefSeq names its product arylsulfatase D. The transcript has 10 exons. NCBI's taxonomy places the organism in Eukaryota, Metazoa, Chordata, Aves, Gaviiformes, Gaviidae. Gene Ontology annotation, molecular function: arylsulfatase activity. The coding region runs from base 1 to 1791 and encodes 596 amino acids. The record is from RefSeq and is a predicted model, not a curated record.
AUGUACCUGUUUCACACAUGGGGAAGCCACGAAGUUUACCAGGGAAAACAAUGGAGCUGCCUAGACAUUUGGCUAAUUUUAUGCUUGUUUCCAAGCACCUGCGUAUCAAAACCUUCAAAACCCAAUUUUUUACUGAUACUGGUUGAUGAUCUUGGUAUUGGAGAUGUGGGUUGCUAUGGCAAUGAUACAAUAAGGACCCCUAACAUUGAUGGCCUGGCAAAGGAAGGAGUGAGACUUACUCAGCACGUUGCUGCAGCUGCUGUCUGUACUCCGAGCAGAGCAGCUUUUCUGACCGGCAGAUACCCCAUCAGAUCAGGCAUGGCAUCCAGCACUCAACAGCGGGUUCUCUUUUGGAACGGGUGUUCUGGCGGGCUCCCACCAAAUGAAACUACUUUUGCCAGAAUACUGCACCAGCAAGGUUAUUCUACAGCACUUGUAGGGAAGUGGCAUAUGGGUGUGAACUGCAAAUCCCGCCGUGAUCACUGCCACCAUCCUUUAAAUCAUGGCUUUGAUUAUUUUUACGGCAUGCCUUUUACCCUUUUGAAUGAGUGUCAAGGCACAGAUGACCCUGAACUGGCCAAGUCUUUGCAAGAUACAUACUGGCUUUACACACAGAUUAUCAUCCUUGCAGUGCUUACUCUUGUGAUUGGAAAACUUACCAAUUUAUUCUCAGUAAAAUGGAAAAUAAUCAUAUGUCUUGCCAUCUGUGGUCUCCUGUAUUUCAUCUCCUGGUUCUCCAGCUAUGGUUUCACCAAGUACUGGAACUGUAUCCUGAUGAGAAACUUUGAUAUCACUGAACAACCGAUGAAUCUAGAAAAAACUACUUCUAAUAUGCUGAAGGAGGCAGUUUCAUUCAUUGAAAGAAACAAACAUAGACCAUUUCUUCUCUUUGUUUCCCUUUUACAUGUUCACACCCCUCUCAUUACCACAGAGAAGUUUCAGGGAAGAAGCAGGCAUGGCCUAUAUGGAGAUAAUGUAGAAGAGAUGGACUGGAUGGUGGGCAGGCUUCUGGAUGUUAUUGACAAAGAAGGCUUGAAGAAUACCACAUUAAUUUAUUUUGCAUCUGAUCAUGGAGGAUCCUUAGAGGCUCACAGAGGAAAUGCUCAAUUGGGUGGAUGGAAUGGGAUCUAUAAAGGUGGAAAAGGAAUGGGAGGCUGGGAAGGAGGGAUCCGUGUCCCAGGAAUAGUUAGAUGGCCAGGAGUGUUGCCUGCAGGGACAGUUAUCAAUGAACUGACAAGCCUUAUGGACAUUUUUCCAACAGUGGUUCACCUGGCUGGAGGGGCAGUGCCUGAGGACAGGGUGAUCGACGGGCGCACCUUGCUGCCUUUGCUGCGGGGGACAGUCCAGCACUCCGGGCACGAGUUCAUGUUUCACUACUGCGGUGUGUUUCUGCAUGCAGUGCGGUGGCACCAAAAGGACAGUGGCACCAUAUGGAAAGCUCAUUAUGCUACUCCAGUAUUCCAACCGGAAACCUCAGGGGCCUGUUUUGGAAGAGGAAUUUGCCCGUGUUUUGGGGAUGGUGUAACCCAUCAUGACCCUCCACUACUGUUUGAUCUCUCACAAGAUCCUUCUGAGGCAAAUCCUCUAUCAGCUGACACUGAGCCCUUGUUCGACACUGUAACAAGGAGAAUAGGAAGAGCUGUAGAAGAGCACCGCAAGACCCUGUCUCCAGUCCCACAACAGCUGUCUCCUUACAAUAAUAUAUGGAAGCCAUGGCUGCAGCCAUGCUGUGGCACAUUCCCGUUCUGUUGGUGUGAUGAAGAAAACAACAAAGCAGGUGGCAUACUUUAA